Lasiodiplodia theobromae is the source of this 1602-nucleotide messenger RNA. Its product is annotated as Cytochrome p450. The coding region runs from base 1 to 1602 and encodes 533 amino acids. The record is from RefSeq and is a predicted model, not a curated record. Lineage: Eukaryota; Fungi; Ascomycota; Dothideomycetes; Botryosphaeriales; Botryosphaeriaceae. Gene Ontology annotation, molecular function: heme binding; iron ion binding; monooxygenase activity. The transcript is spliced from 5 exons.
AUGGUUCCAGAUGCUCCCGCAGUCAUUGAGAGGGCUUUCUCGCAAAGCUACUCGUUCAUAAUUGCUAUUAUUGCUAUCAUCUUACCCACUAUCGUCUACUUAAUCCGAGCCGAUGCAACUUACCCCGGCAUACCACUGUUCGGUAUGGAGAGUGGGGAGUGGACUUACAACGAAGCAAAGAAGCGCUAUUUCAAAGACGCUACCAAGAUUAUGAAGCAAGGAAUGGAAAAGGUGAAGCAACGAGGCCUCUCAGUGGUCACAGAUGCUGACAUCCGGAUAAAGUUCCAAGGCAUGCCGUUUCAGGUCGUCGAUAAGGAUGGGCCAAUAAUUGUUCUCCACCCUCGCUUUGCCGACGAAAUAAGGAAUGUCCCACAUCUUUCCUUCAAUGCUUUCACAGAAAGGGAUUUGUUUACCUCCUACCCAGGAUUUGAUGCAUUUCGUGUGGUGACGGGCGACAGCGUCAUCUUUCAAACGGUAGUGAGGAAAAAUUUGACGCAGGCUCUUGGUGGGAUGUCUGAGGAUCUGUCCUGUGAAGCUGCGUCCAUGCUGAAAGCGCUGUUACCUGCAACGAAAGACUGGAGUAGCAUCAAACUGUCACAGAUCACACCAAGAAUUGCCGCUCAGUUGUCGGCCAAAGCAUUUCUUGGUGAUCCCCUCUGCCACAACGAGGACUGGCUGGGAAUUUCGAUCAAUUAUACCGUGGACAUCUUCAAGGCAGCGCGAACACUACGUUCCUAUCCAUCCCUCCUACGGCCUUUCAUUUACCGCUUCCUACCAGAGGUUCAUACCAUACAGGAUCAUGUCAAGAAUGCUCGCAGGAUCAUCGAGCCUGAGGUCAUAGCACGCCGUAGAGCUCGCCAGAAUGCUAACACAGAUGGUAAGCGUACCAAGGCCACCGAUGCUGUCGGCUGGAUGGAUGAGGUGGCAAGCGAGAAAAACCAACCAUUCGAUAUUGUCGCCGCCCAGCUUCUCCUUUCCGUCGUGGCAAUCCACACCACAUCUUUCACUCUCAUGGCCCUUCUCUACGAUCUUACUGCGAACCAGCAAUAUAUCGAUGAGCUACGGGAAGAAAUCAUUGGGGUUUUGAAGGAGGACGGGGGCAGGAAAAAGACGGGUUUAUACAAGAUGAAGCUCCUCGACAGUUGCAUGAAAGAAAGCCAGCGACUGAAUGUUCUGUCAGCCGCAUUCAUGUCUCGCCGCGCGAUGGAGUCCUUCACUCUCUCCGACGGCACUCGCAUCCCCAAGGGCGCAUAUCUCCAAGUCCCCACGUUCGACAUGCCUGAUGGUGAUAGAUGGGGACCCAACAAGCACAGGUUCGAUGGCCGUCGUUUCCUAGACCUGCGCAACCAGCCGGGGCAAGAGAACCGCUGGCAGUUCGUCACCACAUCGGCAGAGCACCUGGGAUUUGGACAUGGGCAGCAUGCUUGCCCGGGUCGCUUCUUCGCAAGCAACGAGAUCAAGAUUGCCAUAGCCCAUCUAUUGCUGAAGUACGAUUUCAAGCUGACCGGGCCGCCCCCAAAGUCACCUAUUGAGUCGGAAUGGAUGCCUGACCCGAACUAUACCAUGCUCUACAAGUCGAGGCAGCCAGAGAUCGACCUUUAG